GUGUGAGAAGCUGUGUGUGUGUGUGUGUGUGUGUGGUGUAAAAUGUGCUUUUCAAAGUGCUCAGAGGUUGAUGGGAAUGUUUGAUUAGCUCCUCUGAGAAGAAAAGGUGCUUGGACCUCUUGUUCUUUCUUCCUUAGAAUAAUUUGGAUGGGAUUUGUGAUGCAGAAAAUCUUAAGGAAAAAAGGAUAUCCAUUCUGUGUGGUGGAAAAUUUUUGAAAAAAAAAUUGCCUUCUUCAAACAAGGGUGCCAUUUUGACAUUUAUGGGGAUUGUUGUCCUCACUAUGAAGGCAUCUGUUAUUGAAAUGUUCCUUGUUUUGCUGGUGACUGGAAUACAUUCAAAUAAAGAAAUGACAAAGAAGAUUAAAAGGCCUAAAUUCACUGUGCCUCAGAUCAACUGCGAUGUCAAAGCUGGAAAGAUAAUCAAUCCUGAGUUUGUUGUGAAAUGUCCGGCAGGAUGCCAAGACCCCAAAUACCACGUUUAUGGCACAGACAUCUACGCUUCCUACUCCAGCGUGUGUGCCGCUGCGGUUCACAGCGGUGUGCUCGACAACUCCGGAGGGAGAAUACUCGUUCGGAAAGUGGCUGGGCAGUCUGGCUACAAGGGGAGCUACGCCAACGGGGUGCAGUCCUCCUCGCUGCCGCGCUGGAGAGAAUCCUUUGUGGUCUCAGAAGGUAAACCCCAAAAGGGCGUAACCUAUCCAUCGACUCUUACAUAUUCAUCAGCUAAAAGCCCAGCGGCCAAAGCAGGUGAGACCACAACAGCCUAUCAGAAGCCAUCAUCAGUUCCAGGGACAACCGCACAGCCAGUCACCCUGACGCAGGCACCGAGGACCACCCCAGUGGAAGGCACCCCCACCACCUUGCCAAAGCCAUCCCCGUCUGUGGACUCUACUGCCACCAGCAGCCCCAGACCACAGCCCGCAGGCCACAGGAGUCAGGAGCCGGAUCUCGGGUCCACCAUCACCUACCCAAGCAGCAAAAACAGCCCCUGUGCCAACCCAGGGGACACGGACCUGUGGAAACCUGGAAUGGUGCUUUUAGAUGCAGGAUUUGUUCCAAGGGAAGAAUUAAGCACACAGUCAUUGGACCCCAUGUUCCAGGGAGAUCCAAACUGCAAAGUUGACUUAUCGUUUUUAAUUGAUGGGAGUGCGAGCAUUGGAAAACGUCGAUUCCGAAUCCAGAAGCAGUUCCUGGCUGACAUCGCCCAGGCUCUUGACAUUGGCCCGGCGGGUCCACUGAUGGGUGUUGUUCAGUAUGGAGACAACCCUGCUACCCAAUUUAACCUCAAAACUCACAUGAAUUCCCGAGAUCUGAAGACAGCCAUAGAGAAAAUUACGCAGAGAGGAGGGCUGUCUAAUGUAGGCCGGGCCAUCUCCUUUGUGACCAAGAGCUUCUUUUCCAAAGCCAAUGGAAACAGAGGAGGCGCUCCCAACGUGGCCGUGGUGAUGGUGGAUGGCUGGCCCACGGACAAGGUGGAGGAGGCCUCAAGGCUUGCGAGAGAGUCAGGAAUCAACAUUUUCUUCAUCACCAUUGAAGGUGCCGUGGAAAACGAGAAACAGUACGUGACAGAGCCCAACUUUGCAAACAAGGCUGCGUGCAGGACAAAUGGCUUCUACUCACUCAGUGUGCAGAGCUGGUUCAGUCUCCACAAGACAGUGCAGCCCCUGGUGAAGCGGAUCUGUGACACCGAGCGGCUGGCCUGCAGCAAGACCUGCUUCAACUCGGCCGACAUCGGCUUUGUCAUUGAUGGCUCCAGCAGCGUGGGGACGGGCAACUUCCGCACGGUUCUCCAGUUUGUGGCCAACCUCAGCAAAGAGUUUGAGAUUUCAGAGACGGACACGCGCAUCGGGGCCGUGCAGUACACCUAUGAGCAGCGGCUUGAGUUUGGGUUUGACACGUACAGCACCAAGGCUGACAUCCUUAAUGCCAUCAAGACGGUGGGCUACUGGAGUGGUGGGACCAGCACGGGAGCUGCCAUCAACUUCGCCUUGGAACAGCUCUUCAAGAAGUCCAAGCCCAACAAGAGGAAGUUAAUGAUCCUCCUCACUGAUGGGAGGUCCUACGAUGACAUCCGAAUACCAGCCAUGGCUGCCCAUCACAAGGGUGUGAUCACCUAUGCAAUUGGCAUCGUCUGGGCUGCACAGGACGAGCUGGAAGUCAUCGCCACUCACCCUGCCAAGGACCACGCCUUCUUUGUGGACGAGUUUGACAACCUCUACAAACUGGUCCCCACAGUCAUCCAGAACAUUUGCACAGAGUUCAACUCACGGCCUCGGAACUGAAUUCCAAGCAGGCAAAGGCUGCUUUUCUGAUGACUCCAGGACAACCCCAGUGCUUUACAGGCAUACACGGAGCUGUGAGGCACGUAGAGCUUGAGAAACGCUGUGUUGUUAUGGUUCUUCACCAGCAUGGGUUUUUCAUACUUCAAAACUUGGACUUAGAGAGAUGAUCAUACAUUUGUAGAGUGAGCCAAAAUGAUACAUCCUUUUGAGGGUGUUGAGGGUUUCCAUUUUGACAACUGUUUUCAAAAUAACUAUUCAGACUAGAGUACAGCACUUAUGACAGUCUUAACCGAAGCUUUUAUGAGGUUUUUAAAAAAAAUUUUACUGCUUAUGAGAACUCUGUAACCCUCCACAAGUUUCAUGUUUGCCAUGACAAUACAGGAGCUGCUUAAUUAAAUAUGGACUCCAUGUGAUCAUUCUGUGUCACAGGUACUGGUCACAGUAUUGGUCACAGGGCCACCCUCUGUUCUUCUCCUUCCCCAGAGAACUUGCUGUGCACUCACUCCUGGCCCACGGUGCAGAGCAACUGAGUUCCCACAACUUCUAGCUUUAGGACCAUUUGGGGAAUAGCCCUGGAGAACCAAGCCAAACUGGCUUAAAAGCAGUGCAUUAAGCUGGUGAGGACACUCUCAGCCCACGCUGCAUACGAGAAUCACUUGGAGACUAAAAUGCUGGUUCCCAGUCCCCGUCCCAACACCAGUGAAAUCUGACUCUCCAGGAGUGGAGCCUGAACACUGGCGUGUUCGAGGGGCUCUCUGGUGAAGCUGAAGUGCUGCCAGAACGGGACUACAGAGCCACCGCUGAGCAGUCAGGGUCACAGCUAUUCCUGUUUGUGCCUGUUCUUCUUGGUUCCAUUCAGCUUAGCAUUUGUCCUGGGUUUUUCAUUUGUUAACUAGAUAUUAUUAUUAAUGGCAUUAAUAAUCUUAUUAAUAACUAGAAUUAUUAUUAAAAUAAGUUGGGAUAGGUUCGGGUGAACUCUGUUUUGGCUGAACUCCUGUCCUGGGAUAGGACUGUUUUGCUUCCAGCUUCUGCCAAGCACUCAUGGAUCAGGAUGUGAAAUCACAUGCAAGCAGGAACCAAAGAACCACAAACAGAUGACAUUUGAGAAGUUAUGUUUUGUAAAAAGUGUGUGGAAAAAUGCUACUCUGAAU
Molecule: messenger RNA, 3433 nt
Organism: Phyllostomus discolor (pale spear-nosed bat)
Lineage: Eukaryota; Metazoa; Chordata; Mammalia; Chiroptera; Phyllostomidae
Gene: VIT
Product: vitrin
Exons: 15
Coding region: 261-2282 (673 amino acids)
Biological process (GO): extracellular matrix organization; positive regulation of cell-substrate adhesion
Cellular component (GO): interstitial matrix
Source: RefSeq, a predicted model, not a curated record